GUACUUGUCACUGCUUGUUUGCAUCAUCGGUACUCAUUUGUCCCUGCUCAUUGUAUCAACCGCCAUUAUGCGUACUCAUUUGCACCUGCUUGUUUUUUCGUUCAUACUUGCCCCUUCUUGUUGCAGAUUGUCUGUACUAGAAGCUAUCGACAAUAUACCAAUGAACUUUACUAGCGUUCUUUCGAUGAAACAAAGCCAGCAAACUCUCGAAGCUUUCCCACAAUUCGAUCAUAUUUGCAGGGAACACAACAUUCAAAAUUAUUUCGGCCUAAAUGGAUGAUCGUUUAGCGUUUUUAAUGACAAUUCUGAUGGGAGAACACUAAUUGUUCUCGCUGCCACAUGGCAGAAACUGCAAAAACAUAUUCAAUUGAUUACGACCCUUGAAUCUUAAAGCAUCUCCGCGAAUCGCAACCGCGGAAUGCUCGCUCGAAUCACCGGUCUUCUCAUUCCAAUCUCUCGCUCAUAGCUUCAUUAUUUGAACCCGCAGUGAGCCUGCGAACACAGUGACAAAGUCGAGAAGCUGAUUUUCAUUCUCUACGAUACUUCUGUACCUGCAAUUUGCCUGUGCUCUCAGUAGGCCAGCUGACCCUGCAACUACGCAGAGUGUCUUUCGGAAAUUGAUACUGUUCAUUCUUGGUCAAAGAUCCCUGAUACAGUAGUCAUGGUCACAGUCAUCACCGCUCCCCCUAAGUUUUAGAUAAUCACGAUGAUAUCAAAUCAUUCCAUGGCAUACUCCGAUGACCCUAUACUUCCUUAAAGACAAGGAACUGUGUUGACGGAAUUGGUGACUAUCGACCAACGCUCUUCCAAGCUCCUCUUCCUCGUCAACCAUCCUUUGUAUCCCAUCC
This is a messenger RNA of Suillus discolor, 848 nucleotides long. RefSeq lists its product as uncharacterized. The record is from RefSeq and is a predicted model, not a curated record. The transcript is spliced from 4 exons. The coding region runs from base 68 to 280 and encodes 70 amino acids. Lineage: Eukaryota; Fungi; Basidiomycota; Agaricomycetes; Boletales; Suillaceae.